AACUUUCAGUGUAUUCUCGUUGUCGAUGUUCAUCGACAAAAGUCUAAUUUAAGUGACGUUUCUGUGUGAGAUUUGUCGAUACCGUUGAACUAAUCGAGAGCAGUUCAAAAAGUGAAAUAUGGAGGUGAAACGAGUACGAGUAACUAACCGAAAGCAGUUUAACUUGCUCGUUACCCAAAUGGAGGCUCAACCGGCGGUGGCCAGGGGCUUAAAAUUCUGCGAAGCGUCCGGAAUAAACCGCAAUUCAUACGACGAUAUGUGGAGAGAUCUCACCGUUCGCCUCAACAGUCUGGGACCGCCGACUCGCACGGAAAAGGACUGGCAAAAGGUUUGGACUGAUUACAAAAACAGUAUAAAAAAAAAGUUGGCGCAUAAUAAACGCGAAGCCAAUGCUACGGGUGGCGGACCGAAUGCAAUGAAAAUUUUGUCGCCAAUGGAAGAAGUGGUAGUUAAAUUAUUAUCCUUGGACAAAAUGAUUAAUCAUGCUGGUACUUCAUAUGGCCUGCCUCGCCGUGAGUCUCCGCAAGCAAGGUCACCACCAACAUCACAACCAGAGCGCCAUCAGCAUUCAACUUUUGGAUCGCCACUGCUUAGCAGUACUUUACAGGGGCAUCUUCCGAACAACGAAGUCGAAGAAGCAGAAGAAACAGUGGAUAUUGAGAAAACUGUUAAUCGUUCAUCGAAACGCAAGCGGCGGAAUACAGAUACCAGAGAUGAUCGUCUGGACUUACUGGUUGAGCAAACGGAAAAUAUAAAAAAAAAAAUUGAACAUACGGGGGAAAUAGCUCGCUACGCGCGGAAAAGUUAUAAGUUGAGAGAAGACGAAGCCAGACAACGCAUCGAAAGUGAGCUAAGGAAAGAGAAAGCCAGAAAGGAUGAGCUUGAAUACAAUAAGCAGCUAUUGGAAUAUAAGAAGAGAAAACUGGACAUUCUGGAACGUAUGAAUAAGAAGAAGUAAUUUGAAUU
Armigeres subalbatus is the source of this 966-nucleotide messenger RNA. RefSeq lists its product as uncharacterized. Lineage: Eukaryota; Metazoa; Arthropoda; Insecta; Diptera; Culicidae. Bases 119 to 958 code for a protein of 279 amino acids. The transcript has 5 exons. The record is from RefSeq and is a predicted model, not a curated record.